UCCUCCCUCAAGCAUUGGGGGGCGGGGAGGAGGGAGGCCGGGCCUGCGGCCGGCGACCGAGCCGCGAAAGACAUAGCUAGCAGAAGAUAUGGAUGGCGACCGGGUGCCAUGGGGCAGCGAGCACGUCUCGGGUCCCGGCCCCGGAGGAGGCGGAAUGAUUCGCGAGCUGUGCCGGGGCUUCGGUCGCUACCGCCGCUACCUGGGUCGGCUGAGACAGAACCUGCGCGAGACCCAGAAGUUCUUCCGCGACAUCAAAUGCUCCCACAACCACAGUUAUCCCUCCUCCCCCACGGGCGGCGGCUGGACUGAGCCCAGCCCUGCUGAAGAUGUCGCCGAAACCGGGCUGCAGGCGGGCCACCUGAGCUGCAUUUCCUUCCCACCUAACGAAGAAAAGUACCUCCAGCAGAUUGUGGACUGCCUCCCUUGCAUAUUGAUCCUCGGCCAGGACUGUAAUGUCAAGUGUCAGCUGUUGAACCUGCUGUUGGGGGUGCAGGUGCUUCCCGCCACCAAGCUGGGCAGCGAGGAGAGCUGUAAGCUCCGGCGCCUCCGCUUCACCCAUGGGACUCAGACUCGGGUCAGCCUGGCACUCCCUGGAAAGUAUGAACUAGUGCACACACUGGUUGCUCACCAGGGCAACUGGGAGACCAUCCCUGAGGAGGAUCUGGAGGUCCAAGAGGACAGUGAGGAUGCUGCUCAUGUUUUAGCUGAACUGGAGGUGACGAUGCGCCAUGCUCUCUUACAGGAAGUGGACGUCGUGGUAGCACCGUGCCAAGGCCUCCGGCCCACAGUGGAUGUUCUGGGUGACUUGGCGAAUGAUUUCUUGCCUGUGAUAACUUAUGCACUCCACAAAGAUGAACUCUCUGAGAAGGAUGAACAAGAGCUUCAGGAAAUUCGAAAGUAUUUCUCCUUUCCUGUAUUCUUUUUCAAAGUGCCGAAGCUGGGUUCGGAGAUAAUAGACUCUACCAGGAGAACAGAGAGUGAAAGAUCACCACUUUAUCGCCAACUGAUCAACCUGGGCUACCUAAGCAGCAGUCACUGGAACUGUGGGGCUCCCAGCCAGGACACGAAAGCUCAGAGUAUGUUGGUGGAACACAGUGAGAAACUGAGACACUUGAGCACAUUUUCUCACCAGGUGCUACAGACUCGCCUGGUGGAUGCAGCCAAGGCCCUGAACCUGGUACACUGCCACAGCCUCGACAUCUUCAUUAACCAGGCCUUUGACAUGCAGCGGGACCUGCAGAUUACUCCCAAACGUCUGGAAUAUACUCGAAAAAAGGAGAAUGAGUUGUAUGAGUCGUUGAUGAAUAUUGCCAAUCGAAAGCAGGAGGAAAUGAAGGAUAUGAUCAUUGAGACACUUAACACCAUGAAGGAGGAACUUCUAGAUGAUGCUACCAACAUGGAGUUUAAAGAUGUCAUUGUUCCUGAGAACGGAGAGCCAGUAGGCACCAGAGAGAUCAAAUACUGCAUUCGACAGAUCCAGGAACUCAUCAUCUCCCGGCUUAAUCAGGCAGUGGCUAACAAGCUAAUUAGCUCAGUAGAUUAUCUACGUGAGAGCUUUGUUGGAACCCUGGAACGAUGUUUGCAGAGCCUGGAGAAGUCCCAAGAUGUCUCAGUUCAUAUCACCAGUAAUUAUCUCAAACAGAUCUUAAAUGCUGCCUAUCAUGUUGAAGUCACGUUUCACUCAGGGUCCUCAGUUACAAGGAUGCUAUGGGAGCAAAUCAAGCAGAUCAUCCAGCGCAUCACAUGGGUGAGUCCACCUGCUAUCACUCUGGAAUGGAAGAGGAAGGUGGCCCAGGAAGCCAUUGAGAGCCUCAGUGCCUCCAAAUUGGCCAAGAGCAUUUGCAGCCAGUUCCGUACUCGGCUCAACAGUUCUCAUGAGGCUUUUGCAGCCUCAUUGCGGCAGCUGGAAGCCGGCCACUCAGGCAGGCUAGAAAAAACUGAAGAUCUGUGGCUGAAGGUUCGAAAAGAUCAUGCCCCCCGCCUGGCCCGCCUUUCUCUGGAGAGCCGUUCUUUACAGGAUGUCUUGCUACAUCGUAAACCUAAACUGGGACAGGAACUGGGCCGGGGCCAGUAUGGUGUGGUGUACCUAUGUGACAACUGGGGGGGACACUUUCCCUGUGCCCUGAAAUCAGUUGUCCCUCCAGAUGAGAAGCACUGGAAUGAUCUGGCCUUGGAGUUCCACUACAUGAGGUCUCUGCCCAAGCAUGAGCGCUUGGUGGAUCUCCAUGGUUCAGUCAUCGACUACAACUACGGUGGUGGCUCCAGCAUUGCUGUGCUUCUCAUUAUGGAGCGGCUGCAUCGGGACCUCUACACAGGGCUAAAGGCUGGGCUGACCCUGGAGACACGCCUACAGAUAGCCCUAGAUGUGGUGGAGGGAAUCCGCUUCCUGCACAGCCAGGGGCUGGUCCAUCGUGAUAUCAAACUGAAAAAUGUGCUGCUGGACAAGCAGAACCGUGCCAAGAUCACUGACUUAGGAUUCUGCAAGCCAGAGGCCAUGAUGUCAGGCAGCAUUGUGGGGACGCCCAUCCAUAUGGCCCCUGAACUUUUCACAGGGGCCCGGCCAGAGCGGCUUCCCGUGUUUGAUGAAGAGUGCUGGCAGUUGAUGGAAGCCUGUUGGGAUGGUGACCCCUUGAAGAGGCCUCUCCUGGGCAUUGUCCAGCCCAUGCUCCAGGGCAUCAUGGACCGGCUAUGCAAGUCAAAUUCUGAGCAGCCAAACAGAGGAUUAGAUGAUUCUACUUGAAAGCAAAGACAUUUUUCUUUCACUCUCUCUUUCUUUCCUUUCCCUCACAUUUUGGCCGUGGGGAGAAUUUGACAUUUAUUCACUAUAGGGCACUCCCAAGGGAAUUGGUGCUUGCUGGGCAACUUGAGACCUUCCCAGACAGAGAUGACUCCAGGACAGUGAAGAGUUGGAUGACUGAGCAUAUGCAGCAGUUCCCUGAAGCUCCAGACUAUCCCUUUAGCAAAAGAGUGUCUAAGAGGUGUAAAAGCUGAGGAAUACGAUGUUCUGGCCUCAUAACCGAAAAGGAGGCAAAUGUUACCAUUGUCUACUCGUUAUAUAUGUUUCUAAGACAAGUGGGACAGUGCAGUGGCAAUAAUAUUAAAACCUAUGAUUUUCCUGAUUUGGGGCUCUAGCUAGGAAUAGUUUGGUCAGGACCCUUAGAAGUUUUGCACUUAGUUCUGGGAUUAUGAGAACAUGGGGACAAAAAAAAAAAAAAACCUUACAGAUGUCUGGUUCCUGCUGUCUACAACCAGGGUUAUCAGGUUGUAAUAGUCAGAAGCUCGAUGAAGGAGGUAGAGACAAAGCUGUGUGCUCCUCCCAGUGCCAUGUGUUUACAUGUAUAAGGCUAUCCCUGGUUCUGGAGUUAAUAUCACCAGAAGUCAAAAAAACGACAAAGAAAAGAAUGUGUGAAAAGAAUGUGUGUGUGUGUGUGUGUAUGUGUGGGUAUACACACAUAAGCUGUUGGAUUUUGCGUUACUGCCAACCCCCAAACAGAACCUGUUGUACCCUUGGGUCUCUUUUUCUUCUUUUUUUUCUUUCUUUUUGUCUCAAGGUGGGAAAACUCUGGAUAUCAUGGUACUUCAGAGCAAGUAUCUGAGCAAAACUAACCCAAUGUGAAAUAUUUGGCUGGGACCUGAGAAGUGGGAAUUAUCUGGAGGCUGUGGCUGGCACA
This is a messenger RNA of Otolemur garnettii (small-eared galago), 3671 nucleotides long. It is a transcript of the gene DSTYK, whose product is annotated as dual serine/threonine and tyrosine protein kinase. The record is from RefSeq and is a predicted model, not a curated record. The transcript has 12 exons. Lineage: Eukaryota; Metazoa; Chordata; Mammalia; Primates; Galagidae. The coding region runs from base 89 to 2740 and encodes 883 amino acids. Gene Ontology annotation, biological process: protein phosphorylation. Gene Ontology annotation, molecular function: protein kinase activity; ATP binding.